AUGAAGCUCACCCUCUUCACCCUCCUCACCACCCUCCUCACCUUCACCACGGCCGCUCCAGCCAUCACGCCCGCCAACAACCUCAUGACCGACCCACCAAUGGCCUGCUACAACAUCUACUGCAACCCCGAGGUCUUCGGCGACGAGCAGUGCCUCAACCACGGCUGCGGCAAGUGUACCGUGGGGGUCAAUAAGUGUGCUUCGACUUAA
Molecule: messenger RNA, 210 nt
Organism: Zasmidium cellare ATCC 36951
Lineage: Eukaryota; Fungi; Ascomycota; Dothideomycetes; Mycosphaerellales; Mycosphaerellaceae
Exons: 2
Coding region: 1-210 (69 amino acids)
Source: RefSeq, a predicted model, not a curated record